Molecule: messenger RNA, 1021 nt
Organism: Triticum dicoccoides
Lineage: Eukaryota; Viridiplantae; Streptophyta; Magnoliopsida; Poales; Poaceae
Product: NAC domain-containing protein 100-like
Exons: 2
Coding region: 26-670 (214 amino acids)
Biological process (GO): regulation of DNA-templated transcription
Molecular function (GO): DNA binding
Source: RefSeq, a predicted model, not a curated record
ACAGUGAUCCUAUAGAGCCUCUGCCAUGGUAGACCACCUUCAAGUUCAGCAGCAACAACAACAGUUGGAGCUUCCAAUGGGGUUCAGGUUCCACCCUACUGAUGAGGAGAUCAUCACCUCCUACCUUGCCCCUAAGAUUCUCAACCCAGCAUUCGACGCCACAGCGAUCGGUGAGGUGGACCUGAACAAGAACGAGCCAUGGGAACUUCCCAAGAAGGCCAAGAUGGGGGAGAACGAGUGGUACUUUUACUGCCAGAAGGACCGCAAGUACCCCACCGGAAUACGAACCAACCGAGCCACAAAGGCUGGCUACUGGAAGACCACGGGUAAGGACAAGGAGAUCGUCAAUCCACAUUGCACGUCCAUGCUCAUCGGCAUGAAGAAGACAUUGGUGUUCUACAAGGGCAGAGCUCCCAGUGGGGAGAAGACCAACUGGGUCAUGCACGAGUACAGGCUCAAGAUCAACAAGCAGUCAACAACCAGCCUGCCCAGUGCCAUAGGAAAUGCUGCUUCUAUUAACAUGUCUUCCAAGGAGUAUGUGGUUUGCAGGAUCUUCCAUAAGAACGCUGGAAGUAGGCUUUCAUCCAUGGUGUCACAUGAGGGCAACGGUGGUGCAACACCCACCGACAAGAUCUGGUCGAUGAGCAUGGGUACAGAUGGGGCAUGUUGAAGUAUUGAUAAUCAGAUGAUCCAAGACAACAUAUAUAUGUGUGUGGGCAUUAAUUAGUCAUCCAUCAGAAGAUCCAUCGAUAUAUACCAACAUCUAUAUUGGUUUGCAGCGCAUUUUAUUUUUAGAGAGUUUGCAUGCACCACAUCAGAAGAUCGGUCGAUAUAUACCAACAUCUAUAUUGGUUGGCUCGUUUGGCUUGCCGCUCUUGUGCUAGUGUUGUGUGUAUGUGUAUCGGCUUGUACAUGCACCACAUAUCGGUGUAUACCUAGCUACAUUUGCAUUGUAAACUUCCUAGGAGUGUACACCAUGCAUGUUUUAAUCCUAUAUUGAAUAUACUAAUUUGUUAAAUUA